Myodes glareolus (Bank vole) is the source of this 2993-nucleotide messenger RNA. RefSeq names its product glutamate metabotropic receptor 6 (gene Grm6). Gene Ontology annotation, biological process: G protein-coupled receptor signaling pathway. Lineage: Eukaryota; Metazoa; Chordata; Mammalia; Rodentia; Cricetidae. Gene Ontology annotation, cellular component: membrane. The record is from RefSeq and is a predicted model, not a curated record. Gene Ontology annotation, molecular function: G protein-coupled receptor activity.
AUGGUGCGACUCCGGGUGCUGCUGCUGUUGCUGGCCUGGUGGCUGUCGCAGGCGAGAGUGGCGCGCGGUGAGGGCUCAGUGCGCCUGGCGGGAAGCCUGACGCUGGGCGGUCUGUUCCCCGUGCACGCGCGGGGAGCUGCAGGGCGAGCGUGCGGGGCCCUGAAGAAGGAGCAGGGCGUGCACCGGCUGGAGGCGAUGCUCUACGCGCUGGACCGCGUCAAUGCCGACCCAGAACUGCUGCCCGGCGUGCGGCUGGGCGCGCGGCUGCUCGACACCUGCUCCCGGGACACCUAUGCGCUGGAGCAGGCUCUGAGCUUCGUGCAGGCGCUCAUCCGAGGCCGCGGUGAUGGCAACGAGGCCAGCGUGCUCUGCCCCGGGGGCGUCCCCCCGCUGCGCGCCGCACCCCCAGAGCGCGUGGUGGCGGUAGUGGGUGCCUCGGCUAGCUCCGUGUCCAUCAUGGUUGCCAACGUCCUGCGCCUGUUUGCGAUACCCCAGAUCAGCUAUGCCUCCACAGCCCCAGAGCUCAGUGACUCCACACGCUAUGACUUCUUCUCCCGAGUGGUGCCCCCUGACUCCUACCAGGCUCAGGCCAUGGUGGACAUUGUGCGGGCGCUGGGAUGGAACUACGUAUCUACACUGGCCUCUGAAGGCAACUAUGGCGAGAGUGGGGUUGAGGCCUUUGUGCAGAUUUCCCGAGAGGCCGGAGGUGUCUGCAUUGCACAAUCCAUAAAGAUUCCCAGGGAGCCAAAGCCGGGAGAAUUCCACAAAGUGAUCCGGAGACUCAUGGAAACACCCAACGCUCGGGGCAUCAUCAUUUUUGCCAACGAGGAUGACAUCAGGAGGGUCUUGGAGGCCACACGCCAGGCCAACCUGACUGGCCACUUCCUUUGGGUUGGCUCAGACAGCUGGGGAUCCAAGAUCUCCCCCAUCUUGAACCUAGAGGAGGUGGCUGUUGGGGCCAUCACCAUCCUACCCAAAAGGGCUUCCAUCGAUGGAUUUGACCAAUACUUCAUGACGCGUUCCCUGGAGAACAACCGCAGAAACAUCUGGUUUGCCGAGUUCUGGGAAGAGAAUUUUAACUGCAAACUAACCAGCUCAGGGGGUCAGUCAGACGAUUCCACCCGAAAAUGCACAGGUGAGGAACGCAUCGGCCAAGACUCCACCUAUGAGCAGGAGGGGAAGGUGCAGUUCGUGAUAGAUGCUGUGUACGCCAUCGCCCACGCACUCCACAGCAUGCACCAAGCACUCUGCCCAGGCCACACAGGUCUGUGCCCAGCCAUGGAGCCUACGGAUGGCCGUACACUGUUGAACUACAUUCGAGCAGUCCGCUUCAAUGGCAGCGCAGGAACCCCAGUGAUGUUCAAUGAGAAUGGAGAUGCCCCCGGGCGCUAUGACAUCUUCCAGUACCAGGCAACCAAUGGCAGUGCCAGCAGUGGCGGGUAUCAGGCUGUGGGCCAAUGGGCAGAGGCCCUUAGGCUGGAUAUGGAAGCCCUGCAGUGGUCAGGAGACCCCCAUGAGAUGCCUCCUUCUCAAUGCAGCCUCCCCUGUGGGCCUGGUGAACGGAAAAAGAUGGUGAAGGGUGUCCCUUGCUGCUGGCACUGUGAAGCCUGCGAUGGGUACCGCUUCCAGGUGGAUGAGUUCACAUGUGAGGCCUGUCCAGGGGACAUGAGGCCCACACCCAACCACACUGGCUGCCGCCCCACACCUGUGGUCCGCCUGACCUGGUCUUCUCCGUGGGCUGUGCUGCCCCUUCUCCUGGCUGUACUGGGCAUCAUGGCCACCACCACCAUCAUUGUCACUUUCAUGCGCCACAAUGACACUCCCAUAGUCCGCGCCUCCGGCCGCGAGCUUAGCUAUGUGCUGCUCACUGGCAUCUUCCUGAUCUACGCCAUCACCUUCCUCAUGGUGGCUGAGCCUUGUGCGGCUGUCUGUGCUGCCCGAAGACUCCUGCUCGGCUUGGGCACUACCCUCAGCUACUCGGCCCUGCUCACCAAGACCAACCGCAUCUACCGCAUCUUCGAGCAAGGGAAACGUUCUGUCACGCCACCACCCUUCAUCAGCCCUACAUCACAGCUGGUCAUCACCUUCUGCCUCACCUCUCUGCAGGUAGUAGGAGUAAUAGCAUGGUUGGGGGCCCAACCUCCACACAGCGUGAUUGACUAUGAGGAGCAGAGGACGGUGGACCCGGAACAGGCCAGAGGUGUGCUCAAGUGUGACAUGUCUGAUCUAUCCCUCAUUGGAUGCCUGGGCUACAGUCUCCUGCUCAUGGUCACGUGUACAGUGUAUGCCAUCAAGGCCCGAGGUGUGCCUGAGACCUUCAAUGAGGCCAAACCCAUCGGCUUUACCAUGUAUACCACCUGUAUUAUCUGGCUGGCUUUUGUUCCCAUCUUCUUUGGCACAGCCCAGUCAGCUGAGAAGAUCUACAUCCAAACGACCACACUGACCGUGUCUCUGAGCCUGAGUGCGUCGGUGUCCCUCGGCAUGCUCUACGUGCCCAAAACCUACGUCAUCCUGUUCCAUCCAGAGCAGAAUGUGCAGAAGCGGAAGCGCAGCCUCAAGACGACGUCCACGAUAGCGGCCCCGCCCAAGAGUGAGAACACAGAGGAUGCCAAGUAGCAGGAUGGAGUGUGGGUGCCACAGGUAGCUCCCUGCCCUUUCUUUGCUUCUCCUGGCUUCACAGUGGAAGCUGCAAAGGCUCCACAGUGACCACCAGAGGCUGAAAAUGUGUGAAGACCACGCCCAGCACGUCUGGACGUGCCUUCAGAAAGAGCUAAAUCCUGAGCCAUGUUGGACUUCCUCUUUCCUGGGCAUACCAACCUCAUCAUUCGGUCCUUCUUACCCACAAUACUCACUUCCAGGUUUCUACCUUAAGACAAAAACUAAACUAAUGCCUUCUAGUCAGGCAUUCAAAGACCUUGGUGAAGCCAGGGCUUGUCAGGUUGGGGUGAGAUUUAUCUUAAUCCAACAGCAUAACCUUGGGGCUGGCCAGGGUG